AUGCCGAACAUAUCUGCUACCAUAAAAUCAGCUUCGUUGAAGCGCCUCAUAGUCUCUAUGAAGGAUGCUCAAUCAAGUCUUAACGACAUCUGGAGAUUUGUGGAAGGUUCCAAGAACGUCGAGACUGAUAUCUGCCAACUGGAAGUACGUUUGGAGAAACUAGAUAUUGCGUGGGAGAAGUUCUCAGAAACUUUAAUCGACAUCAAAUGUCACGAUGAUUUCGAUGACGAGGAAGAUUUUUAUGAAAAAGAGCGAGUUGAAUUCAGUAAUCGUUAUUAUCAGGUCAAAUCAUUUCUAUUGAGUAAAGUUAGAGAGAGACAGGAACAGUCAUCAUCAACACAAUCCAUUCCAGCUAAUGUUACCAUGCAACAUGGAACAUUAGAACAUGUCCGCUUACCACAGAUCAGAUUGCAAUCAUUCGAUGGCAACAUCGAUCAAUGGUUGAGUUUUCGAGAUUUAUACACCUCACUCAUACACUGCAAAACUGACCUGCCAGAUGUGGAGAAAUUCCACUAUCUGAAGGGGUGUUUACAAGGGGAGCCGAAGGCUCUCAUUGAUCCACUACCGCUCACGGGAGCAAAUUAUGAAAUCGCCUGGGAUAUGUUGCUUCAUAGAUACAACAACAGCAAGCUGUUAAAGAAACGUCAAAUUCAAUCACUUUUCCAACUACCCACAAACACUAAAGAAUCUGCCAAGGAAUUGCAUACACUCUUAGACACAUUCGAUCGAGCUGUCAAAACCCUGGAUCAAAUUGUGAAACCAGAGGACUACCGUGAUCUGCUGUUAGUAAAUAUUUUAACAACACGGCUAGACCCUAUUACACGACGCGGCUGGGAAGAACUUUCGGCAAACAAGGAGCAGGAGACUUUGAAAGAUCUCACUGAUUUUCUACAACGCAGAGUGCAAAUGUUGGACUCACUACCUUCACGGAUCGAUGAUCAUAAAAACAACAUUUCUUUCCACCCACAACAAAAACAUAAACAAACUUUAUUCAAAACUAGUCACUAUGGAACACAAUCAACAAGCACUAAUUGCCCUGUUUGUAAGGAAAAGCACUUUCUUUUCCAGUGUAAUGCAUUCCUCAGGAAAACUGUCCCAGAAAGAGAUGCAAUGCUAAAAACACACUAUCUCUGUAGAAACUGCUUCAGAGCAGGUCAUCACGCGAAAGUAUGCCAGUCGAAAAACUCCUGCCGAAAUUGCGGCGGUCGGCAUCACACUCUGGUCUGCUUCAGGAACGAAAACAGGAACUCCCGCGCUGUAUCCUCCGCUGCAUCCUUGGAAUCUGCUCCAAUUCCGUCGACAUCUGAAGUGGCGAACAUAGCAGCCACUGAUGUUUUGGUUUCCAGUGCUGCUCACUGUUUUUCAUCGCAGGUUCUAUUGGCUACGGCUGUUGUCAUAGUUGUUGAUAAACACGGCAAUCGGUACCCAGUUCGGGCUUUGUUGGACUCGGGAUCGGAAAGCAAUUUUAUUUCCGAACGAAUCAGUCAGAAGCUCAAGGUGGAUAGACAUAAGGCAGACGUGUCUGUUGUGGGCAUUGCAGAAUCCACCUCCAACGUUAAACAAACAAUAGAUGCUACGGUAAAAUCACGGGUGACGGAAUUUUCACUCACAACAAAUUUCCUGGUAUUAGCGAAGGUGACUGUAAAUCUACCAACGGCAAAUAUUAACACUAAGGGAUGGAAUAUACCAGAGGGAAUACAAUUAGCUGAUCCUUCGUUUUGCCUAUCUCAAGCUGUGGAUAUGAUUCUGGGAGUAGAAUCAUUUUUCGGGUUUUUCGAAUCUGGACGAAAAUUAUCGUUAGGAGAAGGAUUACCGGUUUUGGUGGAGUCUGUUUUUGGAUGGAUUAUUUCUGGUGGAGCACCCCGUAGAGGGCGUUCGGUUCAAGUCAAUUGCAAUACUUCUGCAUUAGAGGAUCUCAACAAUUCAAUUGCUCGGUUUUGGUCAUGUGAGGAAAUCGAAACAGCGGUUAAUUAUUCACCGGAGGAAGCACGUUGCGAAGCAUUAUUCGUACAAUCUAUUCGGCGAGUUGCCGAAUAG
Messenger RNA from Toxorhynchites rutilus septentrionalis, 2037 nucleotides. RefSeq lists its product as uncharacterized. Bases 1 to 2037 code for a protein of 678 amino acids. NCBI's taxonomy places the organism in Eukaryota, Metazoa, Arthropoda, Insecta, Diptera, Culicidae. The transcript has a single exon. The record is from RefSeq and is a predicted model, not a curated record.